Cladocopium goreaui is the source of this 1416-nucleotide messenger RNA. NCBI's taxonomy places the organism in Eukaryota, Dinophyceae, Suessiales, Symbiodiniaceae. The record is from the annotation of a GenBank genome assembly.
AUGAGAGGACCCGAGCUCGAUCAGACCGCGCUGACAAGCAUGCGCAGCCUGAGACCCAACGGAUUCCCACAGUUGAAUUGCUCGCCUGGAGUGGCAAGUGCACCUUCCAGUGCUCCAUCAAGUGCACCAACCACUGCAAGAUAUGGUGGACGGCAGAAGCUUGCGUUAAGUCACUCAAGUCUUCACGGACGACCAGCAGUUGGUGAGGAGGCGCUGGUACUGCAGAAAGACUUGAAGAAAAUGGAGGAAAAACUCGCAACUGCUGAACGUGAACGUGAUUGGGCCAUGACCGCGUUGAGGCAGAGCGAGUCUGAGCUGCAAAAACUUUUGUCACAGAAGGCCACUGGAGAUGCAGAUGGCAGUGAUGUCCGUCUGAACCACUACAGGGUACUGCUUGAGCUUCUGAACUUACGAUGCAGGCUGUUAGAGCAGUGGAUCGAGGAAGAGGCAUCCGUGAUGGCAGCUCAAGAAGAGGGCCAUGCUGAAGCCUUGAGACGCAUGGAACAACAGGUGCAGGAGUUGGCUACUGAAGUUGUGGAACAACAAGCCGCGUUCCAGGACCAAGUCUCUGUGAUGUCUGCCCAACAGGAGAAGCUGGAGCAGCAGCAUUGCGAGGACUAUUCCUUGUGGUCAGAGGAGUUGCUUCGAGGACGCGAAAAGGCUGCUGAAGAAAUUGCAGCCUUGCGAGAGGACUUGAAGCGACAGGAGAGUCUGUGGCAUCAGGAAUGGCUCAAAAUGCAGCAAGAGGCAUUUGUGCAAGGCAUCAACGUCCCAGAUCCACCAGGAUUUCUGCUGCAGUGGCUCGCAUCAGAGGAGAAUCCAGAUCUGAAGCAACAUGAGAAUGAAAGAGGACGAGCCGCGCUUUUGGAAACCAUACCGGAGGCAGCCACUGAGACAGAGGAGGAACAAGCUCCGACACCAAGUCAAGCUCAGACACCAAGUGCCCAGCCAACUGCCAAUGAAGCAGCGAGCAAGUCAGACGGCUCUUCUGCCAGAAGCUUUCCUGAAGUGCUUGGCAAAGACAAAGCAUGUGACUCUCAAGGAUCUUCAGCGCCUUCACCAACUUCCAGAAGUAGUCGCACCAGUCGCACUUCCUCGCUUUGCAUUUCAGUCCCAGAGGAUCUUCUGAAAAGCUUGGAAAGGGCUUCCGACAAGCAGCAGACAUCCAGAGCCUGGGCUAGAAUUGGCCAGUUUCACCAGCGGCAAAAGUGUUUUGAGAAGGCUAGGCAAGCGUACCAACAGGCGGUAAGCCUGGAUGCGACACAGCAUGGCUGCCUUGCCAAUUUGGCCCAGCUUGAGGCGCAUGCUGGCAAUGUCUCCACCGCCAAGGAGAUGCUUGCUGCAGCCUUGCUGCUGGACCCUUCAAACAAGAACUACAUUUCGUUCAGCAAAUGGCUGGCAAAUGGGAGCGCCUAG